Messenger RNA from Rhipicephalus sanguineus (brown dog tick), 753 nucleotides. RefSeq lists its product as uncharacterized. The transcript has 2 exons. The coding region runs from base 81 to 404 and encodes 107 amino acids. Lineage: Eukaryota; Metazoa; Arthropoda; Arachnida; Ixodida; Ixodidae. The record is from RefSeq and is a predicted model, not a curated record.
AAGGGGUCGUCCGGCGCGGACACGCCGAGACGCGCACUAAGCACGAAGCCGGCACGCCGCGACAGCGUCCGCCCAUCACCAUGUCACAGUCAUCACUGUCCCUCACGCUGCUCAUGGCUUCCAUCGGUCUUCUGGCAGCGUCGGUAGUCCCCUGGUGGUCAGAACAGGCAUUGCUCGUGGUACCACCCGUGCAGCGCCGUUCACCGCCGGCGUUGGACCUGCAGACAGCGCUUCUCGCCGCUAUGCCUCCCGGUGACCUGUGCCCGUCCCACGCCGGUGUUCGCGACCUCUGCCAGCAGUGCGCCAAGGUCACCAAGGACCCCAAGGCGUUCCGCAUGUGCUGCAGUAACACGCGUGAAGCACGUACCUGGUGUGCUAGCUUUCUCGACUUCGGUCUUAACUGAGCAUGCGCCUCCUGCAUCUAGUGCUGACGAUCCUCACCGACCGUGAUGCCAAGUAAUAGCGCGCUGCUGCCAUUGCGUUGUUUAUUUACGAUGCUUCGAUGAAUCGUACAAAACAUUCGCUAUUUUAUCAGCUUUUCUUCGCUUCAUUACCUGGCUGUUUUGUAUACUGCAAGUAUCAAGAUCAACCUUCUAUCUAUCUUCAUGUGUAUCUUGUUUUUGUGCCCUUCACGCCACCAUGAUUUCCUGAUAUUACUACUCUCUUUCCUAAGGAAGCCUUCUGCGGCCUUAACUAUUUUCCUACUCCCCCUGCUUUAUGGAACAUAAUAAAAAGCCUCUCAACAGGUUCAUC